This is a messenger RNA of Phascolarctos cinereus (koala), 2664 nucleotides long. NCBI's taxonomy places the organism in Eukaryota, Metazoa, Chordata, Mammalia, Diprotodontia, Phascolarctidae. The record is from RefSeq and is a predicted model, not a curated record.
CCCUGGCAGCAGAGGCAGCUGUCCAUGUCCACUGUCAGCCCCAGGACCACCAACUCACAGCCACAAACUGGACUCCUACCCGGAAGGGGGGCACCCACCAGUACUGCCUGGAUCUCUUGGGCUGCAAGGAGCAGGAAGGAAUAGUUGCCAGCCCCAGGGUUCCCAGUGCCGAUUCCGACACUGUGAAGAAGCCCUUGGCAGUGACACUGUGUGCUCAUUAUGGAGAGAGGGAAAAUGUUUAGAUCCACUUUGCAGAUUUAGACACAUGGAAAUGCAGCAAAACUGCAGCAUUUCAUGCUUCUGGGAAACUCAGCCUCUUGGUUGUGUGAAGAUCAGUUGUGUGUUUUAUCAUAGCAAACCCCGUAAUAUCAAUGGACUUUUUUUGCCACCAAGUAGCAAUGUCACACUACAAAAAGAAACCCAGGAAGGAAUUCUGCCCCCUACCCAGAGUCAAGAACCUCUGAAACCUCAGGAGAAUAUUUCAAGACCCAUUCAUCCUCCACUGGUCAUAACUAUUAAUUUUGAAGAAGAAGAGGAAGAAGAAGAGGAAGACGAAGACAACAAGGAGAACAAUGCUUCUAGUUUGUGGACAAGGACUCCAGAGGAAAUCGAGGAAGAAAGGGUGAUAAAGGAAAUGUGCCAUAAGUCUGGUGAAUACUACCGAUUUCACACUCCUCCAGAUAUUUCAGCAAAAAGCAUAACUUCAGCAGUGGAAAAGUUAGCAAAACCCUUGGAAAAUGGCAGUGAAUUGCAAGAAGGGGAUGGCCUUGCAGUUCCGACGAAGUUCAAUGUAUUUGAAAGACAAGGUGAGAUAAAAGCAUCAUUGCAUGGAGAACCAAGAACCGACCUUGCUGCUUUUGAAAAUGGAGGGGGUGACUGUUAUGUACCGCAAAGGAUCAUAUUUCUCGGAGUAGAUGAAAGUGAAGCUUUAACUGAAGAGAAUGAAUUCAUCAUGUCAAAAAGUUUAAACAGUGGUAAAGACAUCAAGGACAAUCUUCAUCCAAAGCAUCCUGUAACUACAAGACCAGUACCUACAACACACGUGUUAAAUGCUACUGAGAAUAUCAACACAAAAUGCAAAGAGGAUCCCUCUUCAAUGAAUGAUGCUCAGUCGGUGAGGAAACCUAACUUUAAAGGGGUGAAAAAAAAGAAAUGGAUUUAUGAGGAACCAAAGAACCCCCCAGGCACAGGGACAAGGAAAGCAGCACAGGCUCCAAACCCCAAAAAUAAAAUGAGCUACCAACGAAAUGAUAAAAACAGGAAUGUGGAGAAUACAUCCUAUGUUCACGUUCAAAGAGAAACUGUAAGGAGUGUUUCAUUGAAUUCACCAGCACGUAGCAGGCCAACAAAUGGGACUUAUACCAAAGUCAGUGUUAACAAGGACCCCAAACUCAACCUGUGUCCAGACAAAUAUACCACAACAUCCUAUAAUGCUUCAACAUGGAGAAAAAGGAUUCCUUUUUCAAAAACUGAAAAGAUAUAUUCAGAGCCAAGACGAAAUGGAAGCAAGUAAAACAGGAGGUUGAGAGAAGAAAAGGAGAAAAGAGAAAAGUGCUGGACAUCCUAUGACUUACAAUCAAAAAUGAUAAAAAUGCAAAUUCAAAGAAUGAGAUAUUCAAGUACUUCAUACUAUAUACUGGAUAGCCAAAGAUGAUAAAAUUCAAAUUCUGUACUGUUUCAAAAAUGAUAAAAAUGCAAAUUACAAACAGAUAAGCUGCAUGUGUAUUUAUACAGAUUUCAAAAUUGGGCCCUCAGAGGUGACAUCUGAUGAAGUUAAAAACUAAUUGAAUGAAGGUCUCAGGGCUACAGUUUGACUGUGAUGGGUUAUUUCAGAUGAAUUCCAAUGUAAACACCAGACUUUGACGUGUUCUAGACAGAGGCAAAGGUUUGUUAAAUAUACAGGACAUUUGUACAAUGUAUUAUAAUGGGUGCCCCUGGUGCAGAGUCAAUGAGGAGUGUCACCUUCAAAACUGGAUAGAAUUAAUUGAGAUGAAAAUUCCAUAUAAUGGAAAUGAAAAUAGAAGUUAUUCAAAAUGGGACAAACCUGAGAAGAAACCUGGAAUCUAGGGGAAUUAAUAUUUCUAUUUGCAUCCAUCUCUGGUUAUUGUUCAGUUUUUAUUGGGGGAAAUCAGGGUUUUUUAGGUUUUUGGUUUUUUUUUACUCUUUUGUAAGGAUGUGAUUCCAGUUUUUGUGGAAGAGACAGGGCCUGCCAUCUGUGGAUUUUUAGUGGCAUACUGUCUAAAGCACUCACCAAAACCUGGGGAGAGUCAAUUGUUUAAAAAGCAGAAUUGAAUGGGAUUAAGAAUUGAGUCAAUGGGACCAGCGUGUGAUGCUUUAAGCCUGUGAAGGGGAAUCAGGUGACAAGCUGUUCACUGGGCAGUUGAUGAGAUGACGUAUAUCCCCGUUUAAUAAACGGCUCUGCGCUUCUGUAACUUCAACUAGCGAUGAAGUAGGAAGUAUUCCGAGAUAAAAGGUCCUCCUCUAAAUGUGGUACAGCCCCAACAUGUAUGUUUGCUUUGUGAAUGAAUGAAUCUAUACUCUUCAGCCCAAUGCUGAAGAGUAGACGAGGUAUGAGAGAGAACCUCUCAGAAAGGCUUGGCCAUAAUCAUUCUGAGUAUUUACUUGUAUUGUUCCUGAAUAAGAGGAAAUUGUGAUGGUACUAAG